Molecule: messenger RNA, 1566 nt
Organism: Dictyostelium purpureum
Lineage: Eukaryota; Evosea; Eumycetozoa; Dictyosteliales; Dictyosteliaceae
Exons: 3
Molecular function (GO): sphingosine-1-phosphate phosphatase activity
Source: RefSeq, a predicted model, not a curated record
GUAACUUUAGAUAUAAAUAAUAAUAGUAAUAGUACCAAUAAUAAUUUAGAUUAUUCAGAAACAAAAGUGGAUACUCAAUUUAAUCUUGACUCAACAUCAAAUAAUACCACAACAAAUACAUUAAAAAGGAGUGGUAGUAUUGGUAAUAGCAGAAAAAGAAUUAACUCUGUUGGAGAAGCAGCAUCAUCAUCAGCAAAUCAUUAUAUCGGAGCUAGUAGUUUAAACUCUAGCAUUAUAAAUUCAGAAACGGAAUCUAAAUUAAAGACAUUACAUAAAAAUAAGAGCAGUGAUCACCACAUGGGUCAUCAAAAGGGUAUUGGUAUAAUGGGUUCGAAUAACAUAAAUACCUAUAACGAUGACGAUGAGGAUCACCCAAAUAAAUACAAUACCGAUAAUAAUACAGGAGCAAUCCUAACUUCAUCACACCACCGGGAUGGAGAUGAUAAUAGUGAUGAUGAUGGAAGUGACCAAGAAUCCGAUAUCCAUCAACCAUUAACCCAAGCAAAUUUUUAUAAAGUUUAUGAAAAUCAUAUGAACAGUGUUCCAAAGAAGAAAUUUGUAUAUCUAUUCCCAGUUUGGUUAGAAGAAAAAUUAAGGAAAUUUGAUGAUCCAAUUAUAAGAGCUUGUCAAUUUUAUACAGGAAAACCAAUGUAUUAUUUUAGUUUAUUUAUUACAGCUUUAGUAGCGGUAGAGAUUGCAAUGAUAGCACCCUUUUUUUUAUUUAUUAUAGGCCAAGAUACAUUAGCUACAGAAUUUACAUAUUUAGCAUUACUUUUGUCAUUAAUUUCACAAGUGCCAAAACGUUUCCUUUGGCGUUUCAGACCAUAUAUGGUAAAGAGAGCGAAAACAGUUAAAAAAGAUAUGACAUCCUCAUUUCCAUCACGUGCAGUAACCUGCUCAGUUGUAUAUAGCUAUGCAGUAAUAUGGAUCGCCACAUAUUAUCAAGAUCAUCAAAACACAACAGUCGAGUGGUGGAUGCCAAUCAUGUUUGUUUCAUGGGUAUUGUUAUCUUCAUUUGCACGUAUCAAUUUAGGUGUACAUUAUCCAAGUGAUUGCGUUGGUGGGGUUAUUCAAGGUGCUAUAGUUUGUAUUGCUGGCACUGCUUUUAGAAAGGUUGAUAUAGUCGGUUGUCGUUCUUGUUGGGAUGAUUCUUGCUAUGCUGCUAUAGAUUCUGCUCAAGAAAUAACGUUUGCUCAUAUGAGCCGUUUAAAUUUUAUAAUGCUAGUAUCUUUAGUCUUAUUGUUUUUAGUUGUACCAAUAGUUUCCGUUAUGAAGCCUGUCGAUUUUUGGUCAAAAUGUGAUCGUGUCUAUGGUAUGUUGUUCCCAGCCAUCGCUUUCCAAUUAUUAUUGCUUUGUCCAAGUAGUUAUCAUUUAGGUGGAUCUUUAUCGAAGCCACACAACCCACAUUGGUAUUCUUAUAUAUUUGGUGGUGUUUUAGCUUUAUGUGCAACAUUAAUACCAGCAAAGGCUAAAAUUGAUGCAAAAUAUUCAAUUGUUACAUUUUGGGUUUUAUUCAUAGUUUUAGCAGGAUCAUUAUUUUCAUGGAGAUUAGGAAUGAUAGGUUAA